Messenger RNA from Staurois parvus, 475 nucleotides. NCBI's taxonomy places the organism in Eukaryota, Metazoa, Chordata, Amphibia, Anura, Ranidae. The record is from the annotation of a GenBank genome assembly.
AUGGGCCCCUGUACCGCCUCCUCAUGCUGCUGCCAGGCCCGUAAUCUGCCAUGGGCCCCCGUACCAACUCCUCAUGCUGCUGCCAGGUCCGUAAUCUGUCAUGGGCCCCUGUACCGCCUCCUCAUGCUGCUGCCAGGUCCAGAGUCUCUCAUGGGUCCCUGUACGGCCUCCCAUUGCUGCUGUCUCCAUCGCCACACUCUGCCAUGUGCCACUUUCAGGUCUCCUCACACUGCUGGUGGGUUCCAUUUUUGUCAUAGGGUGCUGUAUGGCCUCCCAUUGCUGCUGCCUCCACCGCCACACUGUGGCUCCACCCUCUGGUUUUGGCCCCGUGACUGCCCAAAUGAGUGAAGUGUGCGGUGAUUCUAAGAUCGACGGCACUCAUCUGCAUGUCAUACUGACUGACAGUAUUAUUUCUCUUCCCCAGCAGACUCCAAGGGCAUUUCAAUUAAAGGUACAGUGUUCUGCACUAAUAUAA